Lotus japonicus is the source of this 1845-nucleotide messenger RNA. RefSeq names its product probable amidase At4g34880. The record is from RefSeq and is a predicted model, not a curated record. Lineage: Eukaryota; Viridiplantae; Streptophyta; Magnoliopsida; Fabales; Fabaceae. Bases 214 to 1773 code for a protein of 519 amino acids. The transcript is spliced from 5 exons.
UCCUGCUGAAGAAGCUUUCACAUGUGGUCUUCUAAGGUAGCGCCGGCGAGCCCAGCCUAAUCCCAUGUAGCCUGUGUCCUGUAGGCUCAGCUUCUGAGCUUAAUGUAUAUAUAAAUGUCAAAUGUGACACAUUAAUGUAUUAAACUUGGUAUAUAUAGUAUAGUUGCUAGUAGCUUUAGUUUCCAUCUUGCCUUGGUUUCAACAAAUCAAAAGAUGGGAACAAUUACAACAACAGCUAAGUUUUAUGUCUGUGUGGUGUUAUUAGCAGUGGUUUUCAGAGAUGUGAUCAAUGCAGUUGAGUAUGAAGAAGGGUUCAGCUUCAACAUCAAGGAAGCCACUAUAGAGGACAUACAAAAAGCCUUCACACAAAACCACCUAACGUCCAGGAAACUUGUUGACUUCUACCUGCAGAGGAUUCAAGCCCUCAAUCCUACACUUCGCGCCGUGCUGGAAGUCAAUCCGGACGCGCUUGAUCAAGCGGACCAGGCUGAUCGCGAGAGAAGGCGAGGAAAUCAGAACCGUUCAUUGCUGCACGGGGUGCCCGUGCUGCUCAAGGACAGCAUUGCCACCGCGGAUGAGCUGAACACCACGGCAGGGUCUUUUGCGUUGCUCGGGUCAAGGGUUCCACGAGACGCGCACGUGGUGGCGAAGCUGAGAGACGUUGGUGCUGUGAUUCUUGGGAAAGCUAGUCUCAGUGAGUGGUAUGGGGUUCGUUCUUCCACCAUGCCACAAGCUUGGUGCGCCAGAGGUGGACAAGCAUUGAAUCCUUAUGUGGAGUCUCAAAGUCCAUGUGGUUCUAGCUCUGGACCCGCUAUUUCAGUGGCAACAAACAUGGUUGCAGUUUCACUGGGGACUGAAACUGAUGGCUCCAUUAUCUGCCCAGCUGAUCACAACUCAGUAGUGGGGUUCAAGCCCACCGUUGGACUCAUUAGCAGAGCAGGUGUCAUACCAGUUUCACCUCGUCAGGAUACAAUUGGGCCAAUAUGCAGGACAGUUUCAGAUGCAGUUCAUGUGCUUGAUGUGAUUGUUGGGUUUGAUCCCAGAGACUCUGAAGCUACAGAGUCAGCAGCCAAGUUUAUACCUCAAGGUGGUUAUAAGCAGUUCCUCAAGAAAGAAGGGCUUAAAGGAAAGAAACUUGGUGUUGUGAGGGACCCUUUUUUCAAGUCCUUUAAUGGAUCCAAUGCCAUUUCCAUCUUUGAUGAUCAUCUUAAUGUGUUAAGGCAAAGAGGUGCAACAGUGGUAGAUAAUUUGGAAAUAGCAAAUGUGACCAUUAUUCUCAAUCCUUUCCAAAGUGGUGAAGCAAUAGCCUUACUAGCAGAGUUCAAGUUGUCCAUCAAUGAGUAUCUGCAAGAACUUGUUUCUUCUCCUGUGAGGUCAUUAACUGAGAUUAUUGAGUUCAACUUCAAUAACCCUGGUUUAGAAAAGACAAAUGAGUUUGGACAGGAUUUGUUUAUUGCAUCAAAUAUGACCAAUGGCUUUGGACAAAAGGAAUAUGUGGCAAUGGAGAUGAUGAAGCAAUUAUCACAAAAUGGGUUUGAGAAGCUGAUGAAGGAGAAUCAAUUGGAUGCACUAGUGACCUUAGGCUCUGAUGCUUCUAGGGUUUUAGCAAUUGGAGGGUAUCCUGCAAUCACUGUCCCAGCUGGGUAUGAUAGCAAUGGAUUGCCAUUUGGCAUCUCUUUUGGGGGGUUAAAGGGAACUGAGCCAAAAUUAAUUGAGAUUGCUUAUGACUUUGAGCAAGCUACUAAGGCAAGGAAGCCUCCACCUAAUUUUUAAUUUACCAAAGGGAUACCAUGUACUGAAGGAUAACAGAUGAUUUAAGAAUUGAUCAAUAAAAUCAGGUCUAGU